AUGUCUUCGUCCCCAAUUGACAUCAGCAACAAUCUGUAUCUCUCUUCCGACGAGCCAUGGAGAGCGACGUUUACCACUGAACAUGGCUUAAGUCUUUACAAAACCGAAUCGUCGUCAUUGUGGAGUACCAAGUUCCAUACCAAGAUCCUACGCGCCAUUCCGUCUUUCCAGGCCCAGGAGACGAGUUCUACAGCCGAUGUUUCAUUGAAGGACUCCUUUGGUUUGCUGGCGGAUAUCGAGUUCCAUACCUUCCGUUCCACAAUUAUCAGAUACGACGGUAAAGAGCGGUCGGUGGACGACUUUUUCCGCAGAAGGCCAUCCAAUAUGUGGGGAAGGAAAUACGUCUUCACCGGCCACAAUGGAGUAGAGUACGUGUGGACAAUGGAGGAAGACAAAUGCAAGCUAUUCAUUGCCGACUCGAGCAAUACCCUUGUUACAAAUUACCACCGCACGCGUUAUGGAUUCAUGCAUGAAACACGGCUCGGCUACUUGGAGCUCUUUGGAAAGUUGGACAAUCGCACAGUCGAUCAGAUUAUUGUCACAUUCGUUUACGCAGAGAGAUAUCGCAGGCUAGAGCGUGGACAUGUUUGA
Molecule: messenger RNA, 591 nt
Organism: Psilocybe cubensis
Lineage: Eukaryota; Fungi; Basidiomycota; Agaricomycetes; Agaricales; Agrocybaceae
Exons: 3
Coding region: 1-591 (196 amino acids)
Source: RefSeq, a predicted model, not a curated record